UUAGCCUCAUGAGCUUACCCCAACUCUUCGCACCUCUUAUCACCCGGGAACGUGGAACUCGGUAGACAAGCCCGCCUGCCAGCGGUGAUUGACCGAUGCUGCGAGCCAGCACGGUACCUGCAUGCUUAGCGAACUGCUAGUUGCAUAGGGAAGGGGAGCACGCGACAGUCGGUCUGCGCGGCAUCGGCGAGACGCGCUGCCCACAGCGUUUAAGAGGCACCAUGGCCCUCCUGCAGCUCUGCCUCCAUCGUCAAUUGACUUCUUGAUCGUUGCCAUUGAGCCAAGAUGAAGGUCGCCACCACUCUCGCGGCAGCGUUGUCGCUCGCUCCCACCGCAACGGCCCUCAACAUCCUCAUGAACAAUGACGAUGGCUUCGGGUCUGGCAACCUCCGCGAGCUGUACAAGCUGCUCAAGGCUGCGGGCCACGACGUUCUCAUCGUCGCGCCUGCAACCCAGCAGUCUGGUCAGGGCGGCCGCUCUGACUUCUCCACAUAUGCCAACCUCACCUCCCCCGCGCAGUACGACAUCGUGCCCGCUGGGGCGCCCGCUGUGGGAACGGAUCCCAACGACAGCAGCAUCUGGUACUACAACGGCACCCCUGCGGCAUGCACGUUUGUAGCCCUGGACUACGUGCUCCCUCGAUACUACCCAGGAUGGACUCCCGAUCUGGCACUCGCGGGGCCUAACUAUGGCACCAACCUCGGGCCCUUCGUGUACAGCCUGAGCGGCACACUUGGUGCCACGUACGCCGCUGUCUCGCGCUCCAUCCCCGCAAUCGCUCUGAGUGCCAGCAACUCUGCUGUGGCUUACUUCAACGUGACCAACGCCACGCACCCGGCUGCCCUCGCAGCGAAAGCCUCCUAUGCCGUGGUGGAGCAGUUUAUCAACGCGACUACCGAAGGCUCCGCCGUCCUGCCCCUCGGCUACGGCAUCAACGUCAACAUUCCCGAGCUGUCUGACGACACCCUCCCGCCGGUCGUCAAGUCCCGCCUCACGGGCGAGGCCGAGACCGACGUCGCCGUGUAUGACGAGGAUAAGAAGACGUUCACCUGGGGCAAUGUGCGGCCGCUUGCUGCUGGCGUGAACGCGUGCUACAACGGGGACUGCAGUCUCCCUGGCGAGACAUAUGUCGUUGCAAACGGCGGCAUCAGUGUCAGUGUGUUUACGAUCGAUUACGAUGCGCCGAGUGUGCCGUAUACGGAGAUGGUCUUUGCAAAGGUGGAGAGCUUGUUCAGUGCCGGUAGUGGGAGGAAUGACACGGAGGGUUAUCAGACCAAGCCGGCUCAGAAGAAGAGGAUGAUGACAGGGAGGGACGUUUAUCGUAUGUAAAAGCUAAGCAUGGACAUGUGUGGAGCUCAAAAGUUACACGACCAUGAAGCCACGAAGCCGUUCAAGUCUUCUAUCAUUCACCUCCC
Molecule: messenger RNA, 1415 nt
Organism: Paraphaeosphaeria sporulosa
Lineage: Eukaryota; Fungi; Ascomycota; Dothideomycetes; Pleosporales; Didymosphaeriaceae
Product: acid phosphatase precursor
Exons: 1
Coding region: 286-1329 (347 amino acids)
Molecular function (GO): nucleotidase activity
Source: RefSeq, a predicted model, not a curated record